CAGGAGCGGGUGGGGCGGCUAAGGCAGCCCAGGCCUGCGCAGGGGACGGGGACGGGGACGGAGACGCGACGGGGCCGGCCGGCGCCUGGGACUCGGAGGGAGCCCUUGGGCCGAGACAGCAUGUGACACUGCCCAGCACUCAGCCCCGAUGGAGGCUGAGGACCCCCAGCAUGGAGCACCGACUGCCAUUCCUGCCAUAGUGGAAUGCGGUGUCCUCCCUGAAGCUCUCAUGAGAAGUGGCCAGACCCCCGCCGUGGGGCCCGCGGGUCACGAAGGCCAGGACCCAUCCUAUAAGUGGGCAGAGGGACGCCGACUCUUGGAGACCCAGCAGAGAGAUUUAAGAGAUGUGAAUGACUGUGCACCUGUCAGGAUGACCUCUUUCCCCAAGGAUGCCCCUGCAGAUGUGGAGACCGACCAGGAAAACCUAAUGGCUGAGGCCUGGGACACUCCAGAGUGCCAGGAGGCAGUGCCCCAGAGCCCAGCAGAUGGACAGGCAAAGGCAUUGGCUUCCCCAGAGCUCUGGGCCUGCCCUGUCCAGGGUGACCAUCUGGACAAGGUCCCAGUAUCCAGUGAGCUGGGCAGCGGAGUGGAGCUGGGAUUUAGACCAGGACUCGCUUCCGUGAUGCUGGGGACUGGACAAGCAGAAGAGAAGGAGGAAAGUUCUCCAGACGCCUCUGCUCAGACUCCGUGCUCGCCUUUCUGUGAAGAGCACCCUGCAGAGACCAACCCCCUGCAGGAUUCUGAAAGUGGGACCAGCAGGCAGGGGGAGGAGCUGCAGUCUAUGGGAGAGCAGGGAAGUCCAGGGAGAGGAGGGCUUGUGUGUCCCCAGGAGGCCGAGGGGCUGCAGGAACAGGGACAAGAGGAGGUGGGCUUUCCAGGGGGAGGAGCCCUGGGGGAGCCCAUUUGUUCUGAUGGGCUUUUAGGGGAGCAGGAGCAGGUGGGAGCACAGGUUAAUAGUAUAGAGGGAGAACAGGGGCAGAGACAGGAGCAGAUACAAGGUGAUGUGAUGCCUGCAAAACCAGGAGGAAGAGACGGGCUUACUGGGACAUUGGAAGGUCUGAAUUAUGAAGAGUGGGAGAGGCGGGCUCAGGGCCACGAAAGUCUAGAACAGAGGGAACAGAGGAAGACGGAGUAUAGGGGGCCAGGAAAGAAGAGGGGGGACAUGCAGCACGAGGAGAAGCAAAGCUUAGUGGGGAAAUCGCUGAAUGGAACUAGAAGGCAAGAACCUCAGGGGAAAGGGAUGCCAGAGGAGGGACCAGACAACUGGGAUGGGGUCCUGCUCGGGGACAUGGGAGGAGACAGGAGCACAGGCCAGGGGGAAGAGCGUAACGGUUGUCCCACAGCGGCUCUGGUAGCCCCCGAGGUCUCUCCUCCUUGUGACUUGUUUCCAGAUGCCUGUAGUGCUCUGGCCAGGAUUCCUGGGACUCAGACAGAGCCGAGGGCUGAGGACCUGUCCCCUGUAGCUCUGAAUCCUACCCUGGAGCCAACAGGACGGUCCCGUCAGCCCAUUUCUUUGCUGAGCUCCCUUCCCACUGGGGAGUCACCUGACCACGAAACAGCUCAGGACAGCCACCCGGAGGGAGCCGAGUUGGGGAAGCAGGCCGAGUCCAGCCGGGGGACUGAGGCGGUCUCUGGCCGUACAUCUGUGACUCCUCCAGGGACGCUAGACUCAGCUCCUCCCAGUCCUGCUGAAUUUGCCCUCAGCACAGCCGUCUCAAUAGCGGCCAGCGCCCCUGUUGCCAUUCCCAGGAAGAAGCCCUCUCUUGCUGCGUGUUCUCCAGAAACCCCAGGAGCCUUUCUCUUGACUGAAAACCCGUCUUCCUGUGGGACUCCCGAAACUCUCCAUGGCUUCCCCACUGCAGAAGCCACCAUGGACCCGUGUGGCAGCUUGGACUGGGCCAGCCCUCAGAGCUCCCUAGACAACUACGCAGGGGCUGCCCAACACCUGAGGAGCAACUCCUUCCCGGGUUCUCACAGGACAGAGCUGACUCCGGACCUGGAAGGAAUAUCACUUUCCUUCUCACAUUCAGAGUUACCCCAGAGGCCCCCCAAGCCUGCCAUCUAUGGCUCUGUGAACCCAAGAAGGUACAGGAAGAGCAGUAGGGACUGCAGCAGCAUUCCAGAAUCCCCUACUUCAUUGUUCACUCUGGGGCAGGGCUCUCCAGAAUUUCCCUUAGUUCCAGGGAUCCCCAGCAGCUGGCUGCUGCGGGGCUCCCCAAAUAACUCAUCCUUUGCCCCAGGCUCUCCUGUGUAUGGCUCUUCGCCCCCCCUUGUCUUUGUAGACGGGCAGGCCCAGGAACCUCCGCCCCCUCCGGCCCCACAGAAGAGGCACGUCUACCCCGCCAUGGUGGAGCGAGACGGCCAUCUCCGUGCAGUGGUCCCCACACUGAGGCAGUGUAGCUAUCCUCCUCCAUUGGCCCUAAGUUCAGGGCAACGUGGGCCCCCCAGAGGCUCACUUCCCGAAGUUCCUGACCCCCUUGUGGCAAGGCAGUACCGACCUCUGCCCUCUACCCCAGACAAGCCUCACCAUCCUCAGACCUCUUCCUCCCCAAGGUCAAGGUACAACAAACCAUUACCCCCAACUCCUGACUUGUCCCAGCCCCACCGUUCUCCUGUUUCUUCUGAUAGUAGCCCAAGAAUCUACAGGCCUCUCCCCCCUGUCCCUAUCAUAGACCCUCGCACCGAACCACCCCCAUUACCCCCCAAGUCCAGGGGGAGGGACAGGAGCAUUCAGGGAGGACCCAUGAAUUCAGGGGCUCAUGCUAAGCCAAAGCCUGUUGGUCAAGGGUGGGUGGUGUCCACUCCCCAUUCCGCUGGACGUACCUCCUGGCCUCCUGCCAUGGGCAGAGCAACAGACUCUUUGGCUUCCACCAGUAGGAGUAAGAGUGAAGUGCCCCCUGGCAUGGCCUUCAGCAACGUGACGACCCUUCUAAAUCCCUCUUCCCCAACCACCCCCUGGACUCUGGAUCUCCAGGGACUGCCCUCUGAACCAGGCCUCUCAGAAGAGUCUGAGGCCCGUGCUGGAGGAUCUUUGAGAAGAACAGUUCAGAAAGGAGCCAAUAGCCUGAGGGGUUCAGAUCCAGGGGGAGCAAGGCAGCCUGAAAAGCCCAGCCAUCCCCAUCUGGAGAAGGCGUCCAGCUGGCCCCACCGACGGGACUCUGGGAGACCGCCGGAGGGCAGCGGCGGACAGGCUGCCGUCUCUGGUGAGGGCUCGAGUAAGCACAAGGGCUGGCAUCGGCAGGGCCUGCGCAGACCCUCCAUCUUGCCCACGGCGGGCUCUGCGGAUACAAGAGGUCCAGCCCCGGAAAAAUCCUCUGGCUCUUCAGACACCAUUGUUUUUCGGGAGAAAAAACCAAAGGAAGUGAUGGGAGGCUUUUCAAGACGCUGUUCGAAGCUCAUCAACUCCUCUCAGCUGCUUUACCAGGAGUACAGCGACGUGUUUCUGAACAAGGAGAUCCAGAGUCAGCAGCGGCUGGACAGCGUGGCCGACGCCCCGGGGCCCGCCUCCCCCCGGCAGCCGCGGAAGAGCCCGGUCUCCUCCGAGUCUUACGUGCAGCGGCUCUCCAUGGCUCCCAGCGCCUCCCUCUGGCAGGAAAUCCCCGUGGUGCGAAACAGCACCAUGCUGCUCUCCAUGACCCACGAAGACCAGAAACUGCAAGAGGCCAAAUUUGAGCUCAUUGUGUCAGAGGCCUCAUACCUGCGCAGUCUAACUAUAGCUGUGGAUCAUUUUCAACAUUCAACCCAGCUCCGGGCCAUCCUUUCCAACCAAGAUCAGCAAUGGCUCUUCUCUCGUUUACAGGACGUGCGUGACGUCAGUACCACGUUCCUUUCAGACCUGGAGGAGAACUUUGAGAAUAACAUUUUCACCUUCCAAGUGUGUGAUGUUGUCCUGAACCAUGCCUCCAACUUCCGCCGGGUCUACCUGCCUUACGUCACCAACCAGACCUACCAGGAACGCACUUUCCAACAUCUGCUGAACACCAACAGCAGUUUCCGAGAGGUCUUGGAGAAGCUGGAGAGCGACCCCAUCUGCCAACGCCUUUCCCUCAAAUCCUUUCUGAUUCUGCCCUUCCAGCGGAUCACCCGUCUCAAACUGCUGCUCCAGAACAUUCUGAAGAGAACCCAGCCUGGCUCUGCAGAGGAAGCAGAGGCUACGAAGGCCCACCACGCCCUGGAGGAGCUGAUCCGAGACUGCAAUAACAACGUCCAGAGGAUGCGCCGGACAGAAGAGCUGAUCUACCUGAGCCAGAAGAUUGAGUUUGAGUGCAAAAUAUUCCCGCUCAUUUCACAAUCACGCUGGCUGGUGAAGAGUGGAGAGCUGACAGCCCUGGAGUUCAGUGUCUCCCCCGCGCUGCGAAGGAAACUGAACACGCGUCCAGUCCACCUGCAUCUCUUCAAUGACUGUCUGCUGCUGUCUCGGCCCCGAGAGGGUAGCCGGUUCCUGGUCUUUGACCAUGCUCCCUUCUCCUCCAUCCGGGGGGAAAAGUGUGAAAUGAAGCUCCAUGGACCUCACAAAAACCUCUUCCGGCUCUUCCUGCUGCACAACACACAAGGCACCCAGGCCGAGUUCCUGUUCCGCACGGAAACUCAAAGUGAAAAGCUUCGAUGGAUCUCAGCCUUGGCCAUGCCGAGAGAGGAGUUGGACCUUCUGGAAUGUUGUGAUUCCCCACAAGUACAGUGCCUCCGAGCCUACAAACCCCGAGAGAAUGACGAGUUGGCUCUAGAGAAGGCAGAUGUGGUGAUGGUGACCCAACAAAGCAGCGAUGGCUGGCUGGAGGGCGUGAGACUCUCAGAUGGCGAGCGAGGCUGGUUCCCUGUACAACAGGUGGAGUUCAUUUCCAACCCAGAUGUUCGCGCCCGGAACCUGAAGGAAGCCCAGCGAGUCAAGACUGCCAAACUACAGCUGGUGGAACAGCAGACCUAGCUAUUCUCUGGGAGGAAUCUCCUGAGCUUCAGGACAAGAUGUCCUUGGAGAGGGCUGGCCCCACAACCGUGCAACAGAGGCCUUUUGUGAACCAAGAACUAGACCUUCUGAGAACUCAAGGACAAAAUCCCGUUGCUAGUCCCAGCCUUCCUUUUUGUGUUUGUGCUUGGUCGGGAUUUUGAGGGACUUUGCACUGGACUCUAGAAACCUUUUCUCACAGGGAAAAAGACCAAUGGCGCCUACGCCAAGGAACUUGACUCCUACAACCAUACAGUACUUAAACAUUCUCUGCUUCCCGAGCGCAGAGUCAGAGCUGACCAGCGUUUCCAUCGUGGCCAUAUGUUAAACAGAAUCUCACCUCAGUUCACUGAAGGAGAUGUUUAAGGGGGAUUAGUAUUAUAACUCAGAUGGGAGGGUGACCUCUAAGGUAGCUUCCUGGUGACCUCUAAGGUAGCUUCCAACCCUAAAGAUUUUCCAUAAUUAUUGGUAUGAGGUCAGUGCAUGUAUCUCUGGGAUCUAUUAGUGGCGAUGUGAGGGUAAUACUCUCUCACUUUAAUAAACUUGGCACUUCUCUGA
Molecule: messenger RNA, 5500 nt
Organism: Rhinolophus ferrumequinum (greater horseshoe bat)
Lineage: Eukaryota; Metazoa; Chordata; Mammalia; Chiroptera; Rhinolophidae
Gene: ARHGEF5
Product: Rho guanine nucleotide exchange factor 5
Exons: 15
Coding region: 149-4924 (1591 amino acids)
Biological process (GO): intracellular signal transduction; activation of GTPase activity
Cellular component (GO): cytoplasm; nucleus
Molecular function (GO): protein binding; guanyl-nucleotide exchange factor activity
Source: RefSeq, a predicted model, not a curated record